Paramecium sonneborni is the source of this 542-nucleotide messenger RNA. NCBI's taxonomy places the organism in Eukaryota, Ciliophora, Oligohymenophorea, Peniculida, Parameciidae. The record is from the annotation of a GenBank genome assembly.
AAAUAUUAGAUGCCACCAAAAAAAGGAUAAGGAAAAAAGAAAAAUGAUUCUGAUGAUGAUGAUGAAUCCGAGGAACCCUAUGAACCAUAAGUUUAAAAAAAAAUAUAAAAAUAAACAUAAAAAAAAUAAAUUGCAGUAAAAAAAUAAAAAGAAGAUGAAUCCGAAGAUUAUUCUGAAUCUAGCAAUAAAUUAGUUGAAAAGUAAGGCAAAAAAAAGAAAGCCUAACCUUUCAAAUAGAAUAAAACAACUAAUAAUACUAAAAAAAAAUAAAUAAAAGAAGACGUAUAAUUAAUUAAUAUUUUUAGGAUGAAGAUGAGAAUUCUGAAAGUGUCGAAAAAGACAAGGAAAAUUACAAAUUAUAUCAAAAAAAAGAAACUCCACCUGAAGAUGAUCCAUGCAGAAUUUAUUAUGAAUCACUUUAUAGAGAAAAACCAGAAUCAGUUUUGGCUCUUAAGUAUUGUUUAGAUUAUGGUCUUAUAGAGGAAGCCAAUAUUUAAAAAGCUCAUAAAUUUUAUGAAAAAUAUAAAUCUAAAUAAAAAUGA